AGGUUUUCGAUUUUCUCGGGCAAAGAAGAACAACGCAGAGAGAGAGAGAGAUUUGAAAGGAUGAAUCCAUUGACGCAGGUGAAGCUAACACAGAGUAUAAACGCUAAGGAAUUGGAUUUAGGGAUCUCCAACGAAGCUUCAUGGCACGCUGAGUACAAAAAUUCUGCCUAUGUCUACGCCGGAUUGAUACCGUACGAUCUCACCGAAGGUGAUCUCCUCGCCGUCUUCUCACAAUAUGGUGAAGUUGUUGAUGUCAAUCUGAUUCGAGACAAGGCAACUGGUAAAUCUAGGGGUUUUGCGUUUCUUGCGUAUGAAGAUCAGAGGAGUACCAUUCUUGCUGUUGAUAAUUUGAAUGGAGCUAACUUGUUGGGGAGGACCAUUAGGGUGAAUCAUUGUGGCAAAUACGUUAAGCGAGAAGAAGAGGAUGAAGAGACGCAACGCCAGAAUAGAGAGGCUCGUGGUGUAUGCAGAGCUUUUCAGAGGGGAGAGUGUACUCGUGGUGAUUCUUGCAAAUUUUCCCAUGAUGAGAAAAGAGCUGCAAAUACUGGUUGGGGUCAUGAAGAGGAUAGAAGUUCCAGGUGGGAUCAUGACAAGUUUAAUGGUGCCAAAAAGGGUGGUACAAGUUUUGGCCAGCGAGGAGACUUCAAACCUGAUGCGGAAGAGAAAGGUUACAGAGAAAAGGGUCAUGGAGAUACUUCGUAUGGUCGCCCUAAAGAGAGAGAGAGAAUGGAUAGGGAUGAUAGGGAGCCAAGGUAUGAUAGGAGGGAACAAAAGAGAUCAGGACAGCAUGAUGAUUCGCAAUCGAGAAGACACAAUGCUGAUAUUGAUCACGUAAGGGAGGACAAGAGAUCCAGAACAGAUGAUCGGGAGAAACUGAAGUCGGAAUCCAGAAGAGAUCAUUAUCACAGGGAGGAAAAAGGUUCAAGUAGGCAAUCAGAAACAUCCACAAGGCAAGAUAGGGAUUUUUCAAGAAGGGAAGAUCGCCGUCGUUAAAGGGGUAGAUAGUGGUAUGCAUACAAAAUGGUUUUGUCAGUUGUAGCUAGAUUCAGAUGGGAAUGAGCGUUGUUGUUCUUUCCAAGAGAGUUAUCCUUGGGUUAUAUAAACCUGCUUCAUUCUGUAACUGUCACUCUAUAUUUGUCAUGUCAUGAUACUUGUUGAUUUACUGUUUGGAAUGAAAGAAGUCGUUAUAUCCUUUUUGGUACA
Molecule: messenger RNA, 1203 nt
Organism: Capsella rubella
Lineage: Eukaryota; Viridiplantae; Streptophyta; Magnoliopsida; Brassicales; Brassicaceae
Product: zinc finger CCCH domain-containing protein 42
Exons: 4
Coding region: 61-993 (310 amino acids)
Biological process (GO): mRNA splicing, via spliceosome
Cellular component (GO): U2 snRNP; catalytic step 2 spliceosome; precatalytic spliceosome
Molecular function (GO): metal ion binding; RNA binding
Source: RefSeq, a predicted model, not a curated record